Molecule: messenger RNA, 2023 nt
Organism: Dunckerocampus dactyliophorus (ringed pipefish)
Lineage: Eukaryota; Metazoa; Chordata; Actinopteri; Syngnathiformes; Syngnathidae
Exons: 7
Coding region: 688-1386 (232 amino acids)
Molecular function (GO): DNA binding
Source: RefSeq, a predicted model, not a curated record
AAGUGCUGCAUAAUAAAACCAAAUGCACCUUUUCAAUAAUGUAGUUGACGCUGCACAGACAUGCGUGCCUUCAUGUUCAGUUAAAUGGUGUCUUUACACGCUACAUUUGGGAAACUGCUUCCAAAUGUGCAAUGUGGAUGAAAUUACAACUCAAUUUUAUUUAUAUUUGCAGAAGAUACAUUUCUUUUAUGGUGUUUAAAAGCUAAGAGAGUUAGUUGGGUGAUGUUUUAGACUUGGAUUGACUUAUUUUCAAUACAGCAUGAUGAAUGAAAUGGAAGUCCGUACGCAGUUCUCCAGAGCCAUCCACAUAUGUAAAAACAAGCAAAGUUUAAUUUACUUUAACUACAUAUUUUUAAUUCAAUAAAAUAAAGCUACGAAUAAUAAAAGGAUCGUUGUGUCUUAGCAACAGCCCCAUCUGGUGACGAGGACGUGUCACUACACUGCUUCCUCGAGGAGGCUUGUUUUAAUUCUGACGUGGCGCGUCACGAGAGGUCGCCUGGUUCCUCCGUGGGCUUCCCUGAUUGGACGAAACGCAGCCUAAUGCCUUUUCAUCUCUCGCCCAGCUGUGGCAUGUCAACAGACAGGUGGCAGCGGCGUUGGUUUAUCAAUAAACCACACGCACACACACUGCUUAAUCAGCCAUGUUUUAGUCGGACAACAGAGUAGAAUUUUAUCCAAAACAAGGUGAUGCCUCAGCUGACGGCCACCGCGGCUCUCCAGUUGGCGCUGCUGCUGUCCGCCUUGCCCGCCCAGUACUUCAUCUCCCGCUGGAGCGGCUCUACGGCGUCGCAGCGCCUCCACACGUCCACACGGUUUCUUCGAGUGUGGAACGAGUGGAGGAAGUCGUACCUCAAUGCAAGUGCGUGGACAGAGUGGGGAGAGCGGCAGGUGUCCAAAGUGUGGUCCUUCCUCGGUCUCCAGACGGAAGACGAAGUGGCCAAGAAGAUGGUUGCCAUGGAAACCAUGCUGCGUGACAACAAUCAGGGAUUCUUUGGAGCCUCCAAGGCCGUGCGCAGUCCGCGGCCGCCCUACGUCUUCCUGCGGGUGGGCGAGGUGGUGAUAGAGAGGAAGGGGCACCGGGUUGGGGUGGUGGUCAGCUGGGACUCUGAGAUGCGGGCCCCCGCCGAGUGGGUUGACAGGAUGUACAGCGAUGUGGAGGCCCACGCAGCAGAGAAGACGCCACACUACAAGGUUCUGUUCGGCGGGCCCAGACCGGCGUCUCUGUUUGUGGCCUACCUGCCUCAAACGCAACUCAAGCGCAUCCGAGGGACGCAGCCGGACAUUCCCACCUUGGAGAAGUACUUUUCACAUUUCGACGGCGAGCGCUUCGUCCCGCUGCCUUGGCUCAGAAAGAUCUUCCCCGAGGACGAAACGGAGGAUGCCUGAGCCAACUUGUGAUGGGAUGGGUCCACUCACGACUCCCCGUCUAAGCACCAGCGAGCUUGAUGUAUUUUACAGUACAGUACUGGGUCACUACUACCUAUUACUACUAGUACUAGUAAACCUGUGAGGCUGAACACAUAAAGUCAAAUGGUUACAUAAUGGAAACAAUCUGUUCCAGGGUCAAACUGUGGUCAUCAAACCAUUUUUGACCGCAAUGCUUUAAGUAAAAUGAAUUAAACUGGUAUUUAUAGUGAAACAGCUCUUUUGCUCAAGAACAACUAAAAGCACAAAAGCUAAAGAGUUAAUACUUUGAAGCUGUGCAACUAAUUUGUAUUUGAAAAUAUCAAUCGUUUCUGCUUUUGCCCACAUGUAAGCAGGCUAAAUACAUGUUGUACUUCACCUCAAAGACGCUACCUGCUUUUGGUUUUUGUGAGAAAUCAUUGGAAACGAUCAUGAUAGAAUUGCUAUUAAUCUCAUGGUGGCCCAGUCAUUUUGCAAAGUGCUGUGUUUUGCUAUUUUCAACCAAAAUGUGCCAAGAAACAAUAACAUCCAAAGACAGGCUGUAUGUAUAACUAUGAAUGUGUGAGUGCAAAUAAAUGAUGCAUUUAAAAUUUUUAAUCUUACCUUAAAUCAAUGGUCG